Messenger RNA from Arachis duranensis, 1149 nucleotides. RefSeq lists its product as uncharacterized. Lineage: Eukaryota; Viridiplantae; Streptophyta; Magnoliopsida; Fabales; Fabaceae. The transcript is spliced from 2 exons. Bases 1 to 1149 code for a protein of 382 amino acids. The record is from RefSeq and is a predicted model, not a curated record.
AUGGUGCUCCAUAAUGAUGGAAAAAAUGUAUUUUCAGAGUUAGGAUUUAGUAAUUGGAAGAAAGUAAACAAUGGAGUGAAUUGUGCAUUUGUAUGUCACGAGGGUUCUAUUCCUAAUUCUCCCCAUAAUUUAUGUGUGAAAUCUUGUGUUGAUUUAAUGGCUCAUUCUAAGCAUAUAGACAAAGUUCUUGAUAGGCAUAGUGAUGAAACUGUUGUAAAUAACCGCUUGAGGGGACAAGGGUAUGAUGGAGCUAGUAAUAUGCGUGGUGAAUGGAAUGGAUUGCAAGCUCUAUUUUUGAAAGGUUACCCUUUUGCUUAUUACAUUCAUUGUCUUGCUCAUCGAUUACAAUUAGCACUUGUUUCUGUAGCCAAAGAAGUUUGUUAUGUUCAUCAAUUCUUUUCAAAACUUACCUUAAUUGUGAAUGUUGUGACUGUUUCUCCUAAACGUCAUGAUCAGUUAAGGGUUGCUCAAACAAAUAAUGUUGCAAACUUAAUUGCCAAUGAUCAAAUUGUGACAGGUAGUGGACUUAAUCAAAUUGGUACUUUGCAAAGAGCUGGAGAUACUAGAUGGGGGUCUCAUUUGAAUUCGGCAUGUAGCUUGCUAUGCAUGUUUGAUGCUACUUGUGAAGUUCUUGAAAAAAGCAUUGAAGAAGGUAAUUACUCCACUCGUGGUGAUGCUAGUGCUGCUUAUGAUGCUAUCACAUCCUUUGAAUUUGUCUUUGUCUUACAUUUGAUGAGAAAUAUUUUGGAAGUUAGUCAUGAUCUUUGUCAAGCUUUACAACAAAAAAAUCAAGACAUAUUGAAUGCUUUAACUCUGGUUUCUACUACCAAGACUUUAAUCCAACGAAUGAGAGAAUCAAGUUGGGAGGCUUUCAUAAAAGAAGUUGUAUUAUUUUGUGAGAAACAUGAAGUUGAAGUUCCUUAUAUGAAUGCAUUGCAUAUUGCUAGAAGAGGCCGAACUCGGAAAAUUGUUGACCAAAUUUCAGUGGAGCAUCAUUACCAUGUUAAUUUAUUUCUAGCUAUAAUUGAUACACAGUUGCAAGAGCUUAAUGGAAGAUUCAAUGAUAAUAUAGUCGAAUUGCUUACUUUAAGUUCAACUUUAGAUCUCAGAGAAAAUUAUAAGCUCUUCAGUGUCAACAAAAGUAUGUGA